AUGGUUUCCUCUCGCAGCUUGGGCCACGACUUCUUGAGCCUUCCGCCCAACGCCUGCCCCCAGCUGCAAUCCUGUGGAGGGCUUCCGGCGGCUUCCGUGCCUUCUUCUGCUCAGACAGGAUCUUUUGUUUCUGAGAAAGAUUAUGCUCUGCGGGAACAUUGCUCACAAGUCGUUGCCGCGGGUGCCAAGAAGAGUCUUCAACAGCUGCAGCUGUCUUCACCUGUGUACUUGUACGAUGUCGAGGACGCGAUCUCCAGACCCGCGGACGUGGUGAAGAGCCUCUCAGACCAGGGCUGCUGCUUCGUCUCGCAUGCCGUCCCAGCCAGCUGCUGCCAGCGACUGGCAGCUUACGUCGAUGACGCCCUUGCCGCUGCCCAGAGGGACGUGGAGCUGUCGGGAGACGGAGAUGCGCGCUACGCGCGUCGUCGCUCCUACUUCCGGAGGUUGGCCUACGCAACCCGACGAGACCGCAUCGAGUUCACAUUACCUCUGGAAGAUGAGGUCAGGGAAGUGCUGGAGCGGAUGGUUGCCUCGUUGGGGCAGAUCUUGGAGCCGUUUGUGACCCGACACGGCCGACUCGUGGAUCUCUCCUGUAUGAUCUCCGACCCGGACUGCGAGUACCAACCUCUCCACUCGGACACCUCGCUGGAGCGCGUCAAGUUCACUUGUUUCGUUGCCCUACAGGACGUGACAGUCGAGAUGGGCCCCACAUACCUCUGCCCGGGCACCCAGAACUACGAGCACCACAGCGCUCUGGAUGCCAUGCAAAAAAUGCAGUUGACUCAUGAUGACAUGUUGGAACGCCUGGGUGGCGUCCCGGUGCUCUGUCAGACUGGUGAUGCGUACGUCAUGAACUCGCAACUCUUGCAUUGUGGUGGUGCCCAGGCAUCUGCCGUAGCCGGGGGAAAGCGCCGGCGCCUGCUGUAUGUGACCUGGCACCUGCCUGGCAUCACGCCCGGAGAGCACUCCUUGAGAGACGAGCUGGUGGGACGCUUCCGCCUCGGUGACUUCGAUAAAAGGGGCCCUGCCCAUGCUGCCCUUCCGGAGGACUUCGAUGAGGAAUACAGCGAGCUCUUCAUUGCGGCCAACAAGUUGGAUGACGCGGAGGCCAUGCUCCAAUUUGCCAAGUGCCUGCGGGAGCGCGGAGACCUCGGGGCCGUCGCCUGGAUGCGGCGCGCCUGCCGCCGGGGCCAUCCCUUGGCAUGCAUGCACCUGGCGGAGGUCUUCUGCCUGGGAGAGCUCGGGAUGGCCCAAGACCUGAAGAAGGCCGAGGAGCUGCGCACCUACGCCAUGGCACUCUGCGAGAAGCUGAAAAGGCGAGGUACCGGCGAAGAGCCGGAGCUGCCUCUCUGCUUGAAGUGUCGCUAA
Molecule: messenger RNA, 1368 nt
Organism: Symbiodinium necroappetens
Lineage: Eukaryota; Dinophyceae; Suessiales; Symbiodiniaceae
Source: the annotation of a GenBank genome assembly